UGAGCACCACAUUUUGAGCACCACAUCGAAACAGUUAAACGUGAUCGAGAUCGCAAAAUGAAACCCUUUGUCUGCAUUUUCGUUAUCCUUGCUGCGCUCCUGGCCACCGGUCAAGCGUCGCUUGGAGGUCUACUUGGCGGUGGUGGUGGCGGCGGUGGCGGUGGUGCUGGCGGCAUUGCCCAGCUGCUGCAAAGCAAAUUGGGUGGACUCGGUGGUGGACUUGGUGGUGGAUCCGGCGGUGGAUUUGGCGGUGCUCUUGGCGGCAAGUUGGGCGGCGGCGGUGGCGGUGGAUACUCUGGUGGCUACUCCGGUGGUCAUUCUGGCGGAUACUCUGGUGGCUACUCCGGUGGUCAUUCCGGUGGCUACUCCGGCGGUCAUUCAGGUGGAUACUCCGGUGGCUACUCCGGUGGUCAUUCCGGUGGCUACUCCGGCGGUCAUGCUGCGCCCGUCGAGAAGGUCUACAUUGUGGAAGUGGUCAACCACGGUGGGUCAUCCGGCGGCGGUCAUGGUGGUUACCAAGGCGGCCACGGUGGCUCCUCCUCGGGAGGUUGGUCUGGCAGCCAGGGUGGUUACUCAUCCGGCGGCUGGUCUGGUGCUCAGAGCGGUGGCUCUUCCGGUGGCUGGAACCAGGGCUGGUAAAUGGACCACAAUCCAAACAAGAUCCAGUGGAUAUGGAUAUCAUACUUUGAACAGGGAGCCAAAUAGUCAAUAAUUGCAAUUUUGUACAAACUGUUUU
This is a messenger RNA of Drosophila innubila, 736 nucleotides long. Its product is annotated as glycine-rich cell wall structural protein. The transcript has a single exon. NCBI's taxonomy places the organism in Eukaryota, Metazoa, Arthropoda, Insecta, Diptera, Drosophilidae. Bases 58 to 639 code for a protein of 193 amino acids. The record is from RefSeq and is a predicted model, not a curated record.